Chiloscyllium plagiosum (whitespotted bambooshark) is the source of this 1482-nucleotide messenger RNA. Lineage: Eukaryota; Metazoa; Chordata; Chondrichthyes; Orectolobiformes; Hemiscylliidae. The record is from RefSeq and is a predicted model, not a curated record.
GAAAGAGCCUUACUGGACAGGCCCGGUGAGGGUUACACGAAGGCCGUUGAAGCGAGGUUCCUUUCCCAUUCUUGUCUCUUGCUCCCUCCCCACCCGCAGUGUCGACAACAGCGAGUACAUGAGGAACGGAGACUUCCUGCCAACCCGGCUCCAGGCUCAGCAAGAUGCCGUCAACAUAGUGUGUCAUUCCAAGACGCGGAGCAACCCAGAGAACAACGUGGGGCUCAUCACACUCGCCAAUAACUGUGAGGUGCUCACCACGUUGACCCCCGACACGGGUCGAAUUCUCUCCAAACUUCACGCCGUCCAGCCCGUCGGCAAAAUCAGCUUCUGCACUGGCGUCCGGGUGGCACACCUGGCCCUGAAACACCGCCAGGGCAAAAACCACAAAACCCGGAUCAUCGUCUUCGUGGGGAGCCCCGUGGAGGAUAACGAGAAGGACUUGGUGAAAUUAGCCAAAAGACUGAAGAAAGAGAAGGUGAACGUGGAUAUUGUGAACUUUGGUGAGGAGGAAGCCAACACGGAGAAGCUGACGGCCUUCAUCAACGCACUCAAUGGGAAGGACGGAACAGGCUCCCACCUGGUGACAGUGCCCCCCGGGCCCAGCCUGGCAGAUGCCCUCAUCAGCUCGCCCAUCCUGGCCGGGGAGGGGGGGACCAUGCUGGGUCUCGGAGCCAGCGACUUCGAGUUUGGAGUGGACCCCAGCGCAGACCCCGAACUGGCCCUGGCUCUCCGUGUGUCGAUGGAGGAGCAGCGACAGCGUCAGGAAGAGGAGGCGAGGCGCGCUGCCGCUGCAUCCGCCGUGGAAGCUGGAAUUGUGACCCCGAUGAAUGAAGGUGGUGAUUUGACCCCGUACCGUGCCCUCCGCUCGGAUUCCUGUCAAUGUCCCUCUCAGUCUAUCUUCCCAGUUGGCCAGAAACAGCCGUGUGUCUGUGUGCUAUUGAACCACAGGAGGCAGCACACCUGCUGCUCCUUCCCAAACUACCCACCCCAUUCUCUCCGUUCCCCAUUCCCAUUCUCCUCCCUCCUUUCUCUUCUCCCCCCCUCCCCCCACCCCCGGCGAUUACCGUACCAACAGGAGGAAGACAACUACGAUGUAAUGGAAGACCCAGAGUUCCUGCAGAGCGUGCUGGAGAACCUGCCCGGGGUCGACCCUAACAACGAGGCCAUUCGCAACGCCAUGGGUCAGACCUCCAAGGAGCCCAAGGAGACCAAGAAGGACAACGAGGAGGAGAGGAAGUAGAGUGGGGGGGGGGAAACGGGGAAUUCUGACCAUACGGUGAUCUGCAUGUUGCUGCUCCAGACAGACUGGCUUGAACAUAGUGGCUAGCGUCACACUCUUUAGUGAUGGUUAUUGACUGCCAACAGCAAAAUGUCGCGCGCGUGAAAAAGCUCCCUUUAUUCCCUGCCCCGGGUGUGAUCGCACGGUGAGAGGUUUUGGCUUUGGAAACGGGAUGUUAAUAAAAUAACACAAAGACCUCA